Messenger RNA from Rangifer tarandus platyrhynchus (Svalbard reindeer), 432 nucleotides. Lineage: Eukaryota; Metazoa; Chordata; Mammalia; Artiodactyla; Cervidae. The record is from the annotation of a GenBank genome assembly.
AUGAUCAUCUGCUACAGACCGAUUAUAAAGAUUCUGUUCAGAAGACGAGAUAAGACGGCCAAGGCCACCGUGCGUCUGAUUUUUGUCAUCAUGAUCGCCUUCUUUCUCUUUUGGACACCCUACAAUCUGACUGUGUUUGUUUCUGCUUUCCAAGAUUCCCUGUGUGAGCACUGCAGCCAGCUGGACUUGGCCAUUGAAGUGACAGAGGUGACUGCAUAUGUGCACUGCUGCGUCAACCCCAUAGUGUAUGUCUCUUCCCCCGGAAAGUACCACAGGGCUCUAUGGGACUUGCUCUAUCAACUGACUAUAUGUCGCUGCUUCCUCCACAAGGAGACAGGAGAGGGUUCACGCCAUGUCCAUUUCACAGGCGAGGAAGAAAGCUGUUCUGUGGUCCAUCCAGGACCCAACAACCGUCACCAGCCAAGAUGCUGA